AUGGCGUCCCCGUGCGCCGGGAGUACAGCUGAUGAGUGGGCUGAGAAGAUGCCCAAAGUCCCACCGCCCAGCUCGCCCAAGGAAACGGCUGACAGAGACCUCCUGGCUCGUCUCCACAAAGCAGUGACUUCCCAUUACCGCGCCAUUGCCCAGGAGUUUGAGAACUUCGACACCACGAAAACAAGCACGGCCUCCAGAGAUGAGUUCAGGGCCGUCUGUAACCGCCACGUCCAAAUCCUGACAGACGAACAGUUCGACAGGCUCUGGAACGAGAUGCCGGUCAACGCCAAGGGCAGGCUGCGCUACCUGGACUUCCUGAGCAGGUUCAGCUCCGAGAGGGCGGCAACGCCACCAGCGGCUGGCGACUUGGCCGAGGCGCAGAGAGGGAGCAGUGUUCCCGAAGUCUCUGAGGGAGCCAGAUCUGCCAUCUCGUCACCCGCUCAGGACCUGAGAGCAGGGCUCCGGUCUCAGAGUCACCCCUGUACGCCAGCGCACAGCGCAGCGGGCACGCCGCCCUUGCAGAACUGCGAGCCCAUCGAGAGCAAGCUCCGGCGGCAGAUCCAGGGCUGCUGGAAAGAGCUGCUGAGGGAAUGCAAAGAAAGAGACGUCAACAAGCAGGGGGAGAUCACCGCGGCCGAGUUCCUGGCUCUCGUGGAGAAAUUCAACCUGGACAUAAGCAAAGAGGAGCGUCAGCAGCUCCUUAUAAAGUACGACUUGAAGAACAAGGGGAAAUUUGCCUACUGUGACUUCAUUCAGAGCUGCGUCCUCCUGUUAAAAGCAAAGGAAACCUCACUGCUGCAGAGGAUGAAAAUCCAGAACGCACACAAAAUGAAAGAAGUUGGUGCCGAGACUUCGUCCUUUUACUCUGCUUUGCUGCGCAUUCAGCCCAAAAUCGUGCACUGCUGGCGGCCGAUGCGGCGCACGUUCAAAAGCUACGAUGAGGCUGGAACGGGGCUUUUAAGCGUGGCCGAUUUCAGGAAGGUCCUGAGACAGUACAGCAUCAACCUGUCGGAGGAGGAGUUCUUCCAUAUUCUGGAGUAUUACGACAAGACGCUGUCCUCGAAAGUCUCCUACAACGACUUCCUCCGGGCGUUCCUGCAGUAG
This is a messenger RNA of Propithecus coquereli (Coquerel's sifaka), 1104 nucleotides long. Its product is annotated as EF-hand calcium-binding domain-containing protein 6-like. Bases 1 to 1104 code for a protein of 367 amino acids. The transcript has 7 exons. The record is from RefSeq and is a predicted model, not a curated record. NCBI's taxonomy places the organism in Eukaryota, Metazoa, Chordata, Mammalia, Primates, Indriidae. Gene Ontology annotation, cellular component: nucleoplasm. Gene Ontology annotation, molecular function: calcium ion binding.